This is a messenger RNA of Cucurbitaria berberidis CBS 394.84, 1758 nucleotides long. RefSeq lists its product as uncharacterized. Gene Ontology annotation, cellular component: nucleus; cytoplasm. The record is from RefSeq and is a predicted model, not a curated record. Gene Ontology annotation, molecular function: mRNA binding. The transcript has 4 exons. Gene Ontology annotation, biological process: regulation of gene expression. Bases 1 to 1758 code for a protein of 585 amino acids. Lineage: Eukaryota; Fungi; Ascomycota; Dothideomycetes; Pleosporales; Cucurbitariaceae.
AUGGCUGCUCCUGCUGACCUCAACGCCAUCCUCGCGGCUCUUGCUGCUGGACGAGGCCCUUCGACUACCCCCUCUCAGCCGCCGCAACAGCCGCCGCCCGCGCAACAAGGCCCCCCUCACGGAAUGCCGCCUGGCUUCCCUGGCGCAAUGCCCGUCGCGUCUUCGCCUGGUAUUCCAGGCUUCAGCUUCCCGCAGCCCACAAACUCAGGCAGCCUCGACCUGAGCGCAAUUAAGCCCGUGAGCUCCGGCUCUGUCAGCAUACAAGAUGCGCUGGCCAAGGCGCGCGGUUUCGCAGCUCAGAAAGGGCUUCACACCUUCGACGCGCGUCCAGGUAUUCCCGAGCCUUGGUCUGGUUACGGUGACCCUUCGCAGACUUACGCAGUGACAGCCCACCAAGAAGAUCCGCGACUGAGCGGACGACCCUACCGGCGUUCUCGCUCGCGCUCGCGUUCACCGCAGCGUCGAGACGCUGCGCGCGAGGGCUACAACCCGUACCGCGACGAGCGCCGUGAUGAGCGACGAGGCGGCGCCUAUGGCCGUGAACGUUCUCGCUCUCCUCCUAGACGUGAAACCUUCUCCCCCUCUCAAGCACAGUAUGGCGGGCAUUCGCGCUCCCCUCCUCCCAGUGACAACUCUGAGGUGAUUCUCAUUGACUCUUCGCUGGUUGGCCUCGUGAUUGGUCGUCAAGGUGAGAGUCUCCGCCGCAUUGAACAAGAAUCACAGACACGCAUUCAGUUCAUCAAUGGUCCUGAGGCGGGGCCGCAGCGUCAAUGCCGUAUUACCGGGAGCCCUUCUGCCCGAAUCAGUGCUAAGCGCGAGAUUAACCGCAUCAUCGAAGAGAAUGGCGGCAAUCCUGCUCGUGAGACGGGUCGCAAUGCGCGGCCCGGCGCAAAGACGGUUGGUCAGCAACAGCCUGCUCUUCGCGAAGGUGAACAGUCGUCCCAAAUCAUGGUGCCUGAUCGUACUGUUGGCCUCAUUAUUGGCCGUGGUGGCGAGACUAUCCGUGACUUGCAAGAGCGCAGCGGCUGCCAUGUCAACAUCGUCGGUGAGAACAAGAGCGUGAACGGUCUUCGCCCUGUAAACCUCAUUGGAAGUCCUACUGCUGCUGCCCACGCCAGAGAGCUCAUCAUGGAGAUUGUGGAUAGUGACACAAAGCAGAUGGAUGCUUCAAACAACCAACAGCCGCAACAACAACAGCAACCGCAGCACAACAAUAGGCGUGACAACUUUGAUCCUUACAGCGGUGGUGCCGGUGCUGGUGCUGGUGGUGCUGGAGGCGGCGGUGGUGCAGGGAAGAUCACCGACACCAUCAUGGUUCCUUCAGAUGCGGUUGGCAUGAUCAUUGGCAAAGGCGGCGAAACCAUCAAGUCAAUGCAGUCCGAUACUGGCUGUAAGAUCAACGUUUCUCAGGCAUCCGGCGCCGAUAUUGAACGUGAAAUCGGCCUCAUUGGAACUCGCCAAGCUAUCGAAGAUGCGAAGCGAGCCAUCUGGGAGAAGGUGGAUCAAGUGAAGGAGAAGAAUAACACGCGACGACGUGACAAUGGCAAUCAGAACGAUAACUACUCACAGCAGCAAGCUCCAUCCUACGGACAGAACGCUCCACCAGCACAGGCUCCUGCGGCAGCUGCCCCAGCUGCAGCUGGUCAAGCUGCAGACCCAUACGCCGUCUACGGUGGCUACCAGAACUAUCUGGCGAUGUGGUAUGCGUCGAUUGCCCAACAACAACAGCAAGGAGGCCAAGGACCACCCGGUGCCUAA